GGACUCGCCCUCAUACAGUGUCCUACUCCCAAAAGCAUGGCGAACCUCCCUAGGAAGCUGGAGCUGUUCUACGAUGUGCUGUCCCCCUACUCCUGGCUGGGCUUUGAGCUCCUGUGUCGAUAUCAAAACAUCUGGAAUAUCAACCUUCAACUUCGUCCAAGCUUCAUCGCGGGGAUCAUGAAGGACAGCGGGAACAAACCACCUGCCUUGGUACCACGGAAAGGCAAAUAUAUGAUGAUGGACCUCCAGCACCUAAAGAACUUUUACCAAGUUCCCAUUCGGAUUCCCAAGGAUUUCCUCAAUGUGAUAUUAGAGAAAGGGAGCUUGAAUGCCAUGCGAUUCCUCACAGCUGUCAACAUGGAGAAACCUGAGAUGUUGGAGAAAGUGUCUCGAGAGCUGUGGAUGCGUAUCUGGUCACGAGAUGAAGAUAUCACAGAACCUCAGAGCAUCUUGGCUGCUGCAGAAAAAGCAGGACUUUCUAAAGAACAGGCUAAGAGACUACUGGAAAAUUCUUCAACUGACAAGGUGAAGAACAAACUAAAGGAGACCACAAGUGCAGCCUGCAAUUAUGGGGCGUUUGGGCUACCCACCAUAGUGGUCCACAUGGAUAACAAACCCUGCGUCAUCUUCGGCUCUGACAGAAUGGAGGUGCUGGCCUACCUGCUAGGGGAACAGUGGCUAGGCCCCAUGCCCAGUGCUGUGAAAGGCAAACUCUAAGCAAUUAUAGAAAAGGAGGAGCUGCACAUCCUUAGGAACCAAGCCCUUCCUCCCCAAAGUGUCCUCAUCAUGGAAUCCAGGAUGCGGGGGUUCUGCAUUCUUACAUUCUCACAUUUGAGGGAAAUGUGAUAUGUUAUCCUGAAUUUACAGCCCUGAGAUUGUGCUAUUCCUUCUGCUCACAAGUGCCUUAGGUAUGAACUCAACCUUUAUUGUUUCAACCAAAUAAACUCCCCACUGGGGAAGACACUUGUGUGCCUGUCACCA
Messenger RNA from Gracilinanus agilis (Agile Gracile Mouse Opossum), 981 nucleotides. It is a transcript of the gene GSTK1, whose product is annotated as glutathione S-transferase kappa 1. Bases 37 to 717 code for a protein of 226 amino acids. Gene Ontology annotation, molecular function: glutathione peroxidase activity; glutathione transferase activity. Gene Ontology annotation, cellular component: peroxisome; mitochondrion. The record is from RefSeq and is a predicted model, not a curated record. The transcript is spliced from 8 exons. Lineage: Eukaryota; Metazoa; Chordata; Mammalia; Didelphimorphia; Didelphidae. Gene Ontology annotation, biological process: glutathione metabolic process.